AUGGAAGGCAUCCAGAAGCUUUACGAACAUGAGACAGAGGAACAAGGAGUGUCGCGAAUUGAUUUCGUCCUGCGAAGCUUAUCGGGUGAACAGCGGAAGAAUACGCUGAUUGUAGUUGGACAUGCGAUUACCCUCGCUGUAGCCCUCACUCUAGCAAGUCAAGGAGAGCAAAAGGGAGAAACGGCAUCAAGCGGUUCAGGAUCGGGUAUUACCUCAUUCGAAUAUCAGAAAAGUGUCGAUAUGCUUGGAAAUGAAGUAAUCGAUCAAUUGAAUUUGGGUGUCAGGUUUCCACCUGGAAGUAUCGUUACACUGACUCAAGCGAACAAGGGCCCACCAUUCCUCUAUCAGCUCAGUCCCAAUAUUGUCCCACCACUGUCGUAUGGAGAAUACUUCUCGAACAGACCUAUUUUGGCGACAUAA
Molecule: messenger RNA, 420 nt
Organism: Strongylus vulgaris
Lineage: Eukaryota; Metazoa; Nematoda; Chromadorea; Rhabditida; Strongylidae
Source: the annotation of a GenBank genome assembly